Messenger RNA from Conger conger (European conger), 1106 nucleotides. RefSeq names its product dynein light chain Tctex-type 4. The coding region runs from base 387 to 1106 and encodes 239 amino acids. NCBI's taxonomy places the organism in Eukaryota, Metazoa, Chordata, Actinopteri, Anguilliformes, Congridae. Gene Ontology annotation, biological process: microtubule-based movement. Gene Ontology annotation, molecular function: dynein intermediate chain binding. The record is from RefSeq and is a predicted model, not a curated record. Gene Ontology annotation, cellular component: cytoplasmic dynein complex; cytoplasm. The transcript has 5 exons.
UGAAAACACGUCGGAGAGAGAAUGAGAGCUGACGUGCCCUACCGCAUCCGCCAGUGCUCCGACUGAAGCCGAUAAAAAAUGCAUCAGCUCCCGCUGGGCGCAUUCUGUAAGAUCAGGCCCUGUCACUUUAGAUGUAGCCACGCCAAAGAACAACAUCGCUGGAAGGGAUCAGCAGACUGCCUGCUGAACUCCUCCAAGCGUGCAGGUCUCUAUCAGCCUCCCUCAGACAUGCCCAGACAUGCCUGGAACCAAGCAUAACUCACCAGACGGACAGGCUCAAAACCUGGAAAACAAGGCUGACAGUUAACGGAGCUGUUCAGCAUCUGGGGAAAAAAAACAGCCUUCUGGCGCUUGUGACUUCAGAAAGGUGGGUCUGAGAGGUUGCCAUGGCGACACAGCAGCUGCUCCUGUCCCAGGAGGUCCUGGCCCAGUUUAACCACGCCCAGUCCGGCGAAGCGGGAGCGUUGCUGAGGCGACGGAUGGGGUCCAUCUCCAUCCGUCGGAGCUCCCAAUCCGGGGACCUGCACCACCCCAAACCCCCCCCACAACUGCUGCUCAAGGGCUCCGAGCCCAGUGUCUGGCCCCCCGGGAUAUCGCGCCAGAACUCUGUCUUCAGCAACCCUAACUCACCAUUCGUCCGCAGGGAGUCCCUCCCCCAGGGCAAGCGGCUCUCAUUCGCUGCCUGGGCUCCCAGUGGGCAGGUCAGCUUUUCAGGCCUGCCCCUCCUGCAGCCCCCGCUAGAGAUCUCUCUGGAGAACACCUACCGGACCGGGCCGGACGAAGGCUCUCGAUUCGACUCCAACCGGGUCCAGCGGAUCCUGCAGGAUGCCCUGAACGGCUACCUGGGUGACGCACGGUACCACGCGGCCACAGGGGCCCAGCUGAGCCAGAACCUCUCCGACCUGGUCCGGGGGAAAGCCAGGGAGGUGACGCCCGAACGCUACAAGCUGGUCUGCCUGGUCGUCCUGGGCCAGCCUGGAAACCAGGGCCUCCAGGUGGCCAGCAGGUGCCUGUGGGAUACGGAGAACGACAGCAGCGCUGUGGCAGUUUUCCGAAAUCCUUCCGUAUUCGCCAUCGCCGUGGUCCAUGGAGUGUACCGCGAGUAA